AGUAGGCUGCCACUGAGAAGCCUGUCUCACCUACGGCAUCUGUGCAGGGAGCGCGGGGUCCUUCCCUGCGGGAACUCCUCCAAGCACGGGGUCUCCCACACUUGUUCCAAGGCCAGCUGAGGAUCAGGAGAUGUGCGGCGGCCCCUCGAAGGCCGCGGAGCAGCCCGGGAGCCGGAGGGACCCAGCUGGCUCCGUGAGCGAUGCCGCUUCUGGCGCUUGGAGGACCCAGAAGACGCUUUUAUGCGCAAAGCUUUGCAAACAAGCCAGGAUAGGAAGGGGCCCCGACCCCACGGAACCCAACCACAGCUGGUCCUGUUCUGAGUUCGACCUGAAUGAGAUUCGCCUGAUCGUUUACCAGGACUGCGAAAGGAGGGGCAGGCAAGUCUUGUUCGAUUCCAAAGCUGUUCAAAAGAUCGAAGAGGCAGCAGCUCAGAGAGCGGAGGAUGUGCCGGUGAAGGCGUCGGCCAAGUGCUGCCAGCGAGGCGGGGGCAGCAGCCUCUCUGCCCACGGUGCCCCCUGGGCGUCCGCGCAGCCGGCCAAGGAGCAGCUCCCAAAGUACCAGUACACCCGGCCGGCAUCUGACGUCAGCAUGCUGGGGGAGAUGAUGUUCGGCUCGGUCGCCAUGAGCUACCAAGGCCCCACCUUAAAGAUACACUACAUACGAUCCCCUCCACAGCUGAUGAUCAGUAAAGUGUUCUCUGCUAGAAUGGGCAGCUUCUGCGGGAGUACAAACAACUUGCAAGACAGCUUUGAAUACAUCAACCAAGAUCCCAACUUGGGGAAACUGAACACAAAUCAGAACAAUCUGGGUCCCUGUCGUCCCGGAAGCAACCUAGGGCCACUGCAGUCCUGGGGCAGCAGACAGCUGCAGGGGGGCGCUGAAGGAGGACCUCUCCGGCUCACCCGCAGCGCCUCUUUCUUUGCAGCGCACAGCACUCCCGUGGACAUGCCGAGCAGAGGACAGAAUGAGGACAGGGACAGCGGCAUUGCCCGAUCAGCCUCACUCAGCAGCCUUCUGGUCACCCCUUUCCCAUCUCCAAGCUCCUCAACGUCCUCUUCCAGCAGUUACCAGCGCCGCUGGCUCCGAAGUCAGACGACACGUCUGGAAAACGGCAUCCCGCCGAGGAGGUCCACAGACGAGACGUUCAGCUUGGCCGAGGAGAGCUGCAGCUCGAACCCAGCCAUCGUGCGGAGGAAGAAGAUCGCCGUCAGCAUCAUCUUCUCCCUGUGCGAGAGGGAGGAGGCGCAGCGGGAUUUCCAGGACUUCUUUUUCUCUCACUUCCCGCUGUUUGAAUCUCACAUGAACAGGCUGAAGAGUGCCAUUGAAAAGGCCAUGAUCUCCUGUAGGAAGAUAGCAGAGUCAAGUCUCCGCGUCCAGUUCUACGUCGGCCGUCUGAUGGAAGCGCUGGGGGAGUUCAGAGGGACCAUCUGGAACUUGUAUUCUGUCCCGAGGAUCGCGGAACCGGUGUGGCUCACCAUGAUGUCCAGCACUUUGGAGAAAACGCAGCUCUGCCAGCGCUUCCUCAAGGAGUUCACCCUCCUGAUAGAGCAGAUCAACAAGAACCAGUUCUUCGCUGCCUUGCUGACCGCCGUGUUAACCUACCACCUGGCCUGGGUCCCGACCGUCAUGCCAGUGGACCACCCCCCCAUCAGGGCUUUCUCAGAGAAGCGCACCUCUCAGCUGGUGAACACGCUGGCCAAGACACACCCGUAUAACCCUCUCUGGGCGCAGCUGGGCGAUCUGUACGGAGCCAUCGGCUCUCCAGUGAGGCUGACGCGCACGGUGGUGGUGGGGAAGCAGAAGGACUUGGUCCAGCGCAUCCUGUACGUCCUGACCUACUUCCUGCGCUGCUCCGAGCUGCAAGAGAACCAGCUGACUUGGGGCGGGCCCCCCGGCGAGGCCGACCAGGUGCUGAACGGGUGCAGCAUCACCACAGCCUUGGAGAGGGGGCAGGUGGAGGAGUCUGAGUACGUGGUGGUCACAGUGCGGAGCGAGCCGGCCCUGCUGCCGCCCAUCCUGCCCCCGACCGCGCCUGAGGGGCCCCCGGAGGGCUCUGACCUGCGUCCCACGCUUGACAGAGAAGGGAGCCGGAGGCCCGAGCAGAGUCCCGAGGCCGGCGGCGCGGGGUCCCCAGCGCCAGCCCUGGACGGCGCCGGGCAUCCUCCGGGCGCGACGGGUGGGAAUGCAGAGAGUGAACACGGGGCCCCGCAGGGCGGCGCUGCCAGGCUCUCGGGCUGUGCGGGCUCGGCGCGGGACCGAAGGUGGGCCCAAUGGCAGUGCAAGAAGGGGCACGCGCUGGUGGUGUGUUCUAACAGCCCGUGUCGUCCUAGGUCUCAGAGCAUCAGCAACCCGAACGUGAGAAACUUUGGCCGCUCCCUGCUGGCUGGCUACUGCCCCACCUACGUGCCUGACCUGGUGCUUCACGGGACCGGCAGCGACGAGCGGCUGAAGCAGUGCCUGGCGGCCGACCUGGUCCACACAGUCCACCACCCCGUGCUGGACGAGCCCAUCGCCGAGGCCGUCUGCAUCGUUGCCGACACGGAGAAGUGGAGCGUCCAGGUGGCCACGAGCCAGAGGAAGGUGGUGGACGACUCAAAACUCGGCCAGGAGGUCCUUGUGUCCAGCCAGGUGUCCAGCCUGCUCCAGUCCAUCCUGCAACUGUACAAGCUGCACCUCCCUGCCGACUUCUGCGUCAUGCACCUGGAGGACCGGCUGCAGGAGGUGUACCUGAAGAGUAAGAUGCUGUCCGAGUACCUCCGCGGGCACACGCGAGUCCACGUCAAAGAACUGAGCGUCGUCCUGGGUAUCGAGUCCAACGACCUGCCCCUGCUGACGGCCGUCGCCAGCACCCACUCCCCCUACGUGGCUCAGAUACUCUUAUGAGCUGGCGCUCAGGCCGAGUCUUCCCACGAAGGAGGAGUCAGGCUCUCCACCGGAGGAGGAGGGUCAGCCCUCCGUGUCGCCGAGGCCACCGCCGUGCCGUGUGGCUCUCCAGGGGAUGCUGGGCCGGGCGACAUGGUUCGUGCGUGUUUUUCCGAGCACGUCGGGCCUCCGGUUCCCGGGAUUCUCAUGCAGGAGGAGGCGGGGCCCUGCAUGGACGCGGACGCGGACGCGGAGCUGCGGGUCCCGACGGCGUGUGCGGGCGGAGCAGUGACCACCUCCGGGCGCGGACCAUUCCAGGAGGAGACGGCUCAGAGCUUCAGCGUGGGCUCUCCAGGCGGAGGAAGCCUGUCCUGCUGUUCUGAGAAGGGUCCCUGGGUGCCAAUGCCAAGGGCCGAGUGGGGACUGGGACUGGCCGUGGGGACCAGAGCUCCGGGGACCCGCUGCUCCCUCGUCUUCCCCGAGUUUACCUCGUUUGCGAUGCUGGCGUGGGCAGGUUAGGGAUGCAUUGUUGGUGCAAUAAACCCAAGACUCAUGUAGCCGCUUCACCCCAUCCAGACGUGGUCCGCGCUGCACGCGCUCGGGCGCGCCCCACGGCUUUCACCUUAAUGCUUCAGAGCUUGCCGCAGCCUUUUCAGAGGCCGUUUACCAAAGCCGUUUCCACAAGCUCAGGAGUGUCUCCGUUGCUCAGUUCUUCCAGCCGAAGCCGCCUUCUUCCCGGAAGAGUGAGGACGAAUGACCGUCGAACUUUACCAGGUACCGCUGUCCUGGGGGGACACGGCACCUGCCACGGUUCCGGGUGACUCACGGAAGGGACUAGUUGGAGCGUUUGUGAACAAUCCACACAUGAGCUAAAUUUUUACAUUAUCAUCUCCGUGCCUUCCAACCCCCACGUCCUUUUCAAAACACCUUUCCAGAAAUUCACUCACCCACCAAAAUGAAGAAUCGUCCAUUCAUUCCCACAAUUUGCUUUAAAAAACAAAACAAAACAAAACAAAACAAAACCUUAAUGUUCUGUCGAUAGAAAAGAACUUUAGUUAACUGAUGGUGAAACAGACGAUGUGCUGAUGUCCAGGGUAAAGGAAUGACUUCUCACGGAAUGGCCUGGUAACAGGCAGGAGUGAACCGAGCCCGGCAGACAUUGCCGGCGCCCUGCAGCUCUCGAGGACCGCUCGCUCGAACCAGGCUCCCAUUUCCUUCACUGUCAUACGAAUCGAUUCCAGUCCUUUCCAUGUCACCCCCACACCUCACAAUACGAAACGACUUCAGAUUUUUCUGUCCAAUGAAAUCCUGAUCCCAAACACCAAGUCACAGAAGUCUGUGUCUUAAUUCUGUUACAAAUGCGAGUUACUUGUUUGACAGAGCAUCGCAGCAGAACCAAGGGAGGAAAAACAGGUGUGUUCUUCCUUAGGAAUAAUUCUUUGGAACGGGUCAGGCCUGCUGCCCUCCCCUCUCUUUACGACGUGAAGUGGAGGUGGGUCCGUUAAGGCUCUUAAGAUCUUCUAAUUUACAUUUUCUGUCUUUUCUCUCAUAAACUUGACGUUGUCCAUUCUUUAUGUUUUUUUGUUUGUUUCUUUUCGCCUGACGUCUGCGAUUGGUGUUUUGAGUCCCUGGUUCCAUGACAGGGUUGUCGUUGUCACGUCCACAGAUGGAGUGGACCUGCCGCAAUGCUGCGCUCAUCCUGCCCACGUUUGUUGCGUGUGCAUCCUUGUGAUAAACCGCGAGCCAGCCUCCUGUCUGCACAGCUCCAAGCUUCCCCAUCUCCAGUCCCCUUCCUUGUUUACACAUUCUGGGCGCUCCUCCGCCUCCACCUCCUAGGGUUUCCUAGGAAAUAACAGAUACAGAACUGGCUCUGUCUUUGUGGCCCGGAGCGGCCUAUUGCAAGUUGGACCCAGGCGGGGGGAAACAGCUCUAGAUGGCUGGUUCCACACUUCACCUAGAAGCCCCUCAAAGCCUGAGGAGACUGGUUUUGCCUCAGUCUACUGUCCCCAGACCCCCGGGGAGAACGUCCUGUGGGGAGGCUUUGUGGGGAGGGGUCCCCAGGGUGGAGGCGUCCUCAGGGAUGCUCAGGGCUCCAGGCAGCACGUAUCCUCGUUAGCCGCUGCCCUACAAACACAGGCCAAGAUGGUCCCUGCUCCGUGUAAACCUCCUCUACGCAGCCCCGCGUGUUCGCCCAGAAGCGGAGAGGAGAGUCUCGUGGGACCGUAAGAUGCAGCCUCAGCACCGCGCAGCACCCGGCGGCUUCAUCCGCCUCAGCCCAGGAGGCAAGACGGGACCCUGCCCUCUCCCGUGCCCACCUCGAGAGAAAAAGAAAAAGUUAAAAAUAUACAUGAACACAGAGCAAACUACCUCAGUUGACAGGACCCCACCUCUCGGGCUCCCCCACGCCGAGGUCUUACCUGGCGAGCGUACCUUCGUAGCGCCCUGCUCGUCCGGACGCCGGCGAGCAGGCGUGUCCGCGCCAGUGGGACGAUGUCCCUCCGGGCAUCGCAGUCGGCUCGUGCGCGGUCCACGAGUGAUGCCAGCGUCGAGAUGACCGUGCGCGUCUCAACAGGACGAGGAAAAGGUAGUGUCGCUUCCGUACUUGUGCAGAAUUCCAAAGGGUUUUAUUUUUUAUCAGUGUUAAAUAGCUUUUUGUACAGGCUUCAAUCCAUUUUUUUCCUGAAGCGUGCUGUUUUUUAUUGAAAGCAACUAUCAACUUUUCACAUCCCGCGGAACUGCUGUUUACACGUCAAAACUUUAACUUAACCAUCCUUUUCAGAGUGGACUUUUUUGGAGGGAGGACAAUCCCGGCCGCUCGAUGAUACUAAGCCGCUGUGAGCGCCCUCUCGUGAGGUCCUGAGAUUUUAUAAAACUUAAUCCGUAGCUUUUUAAGUUCCACACUAGACUUGGGUGUACAUAACAAUAAGGAAUGAAAAGUGACCCCACCGUUCUUUUAAACAUCCGGCUUUUUCCACUGAUGCGUACGUACUUUUGCAAGUAUUUUGUUCACGCAUACUUUGACCAUGAAAUUGAAAAAGUCUUCAACUUCUCGGUAAAUGUGAACCAUUUGUUUUCUGUUGUGCUUUGGGGGUGGGGACAUUUUAAUAUCAUAUUUGCCUAAAUCAAGCUGCCCCCUCUGAAUGUGCAUUUUUAAAUGUCAAAAUUCGGUGAACCAUCCCAGAUUGCAGUAUGCUUAAAUUUAAGUGGUGUUUAAAAAAGGAGAAGAUUAUAGGGUUGAUUUGUUGUUAUUGAAGCUCUGUUAAGACAAAUUGGUAAGACUUUCUGUUUCUGAUCAGUUAAAUAGUGAUCAAUGUCAAUGUAUGGAAAUCUUUUCUUAAAACUUGUUCACAGAUUAUUUUGAUCCAUUUUUCUGUGGCAUUUGGUGCAAUAAACCUUUUGAAUUUAUCUUGAA
Vicugna pacos (alpaca) is the source of this 6275-nucleotide messenger RNA. The record is from RefSeq and is a predicted model, not a curated record. Lineage: Eukaryota; Metazoa; Chordata; Mammalia; Artiodactyla; Camelidae.